This is a messenger RNA of Kluyveromyces lactis, 963 nucleotides long. It is a transcript of the gene DIM1, whose product is annotated as putative dimethyladenosine transferase. The transcript has a single exon. Gene Ontology annotation, cellular component: mitochondrial matrix. Gene Ontology annotation, biological process: rRNA methylation. NCBI's taxonomy places the organism in Eukaryota, Fungi, Ascomycota, Saccharomycetes, Saccharomycetales, Saccharomycetaceae. The coding region runs from base 1 to 963 and encodes 320 amino acids. The record is from RefSeq and is a predicted model, not a curated record. Gene Ontology annotation, molecular function: rRNA (adenine-N6,N6-)-dimethyltransferase activity.
AUGGGCAAGGCAGUUAAAAAGAAGUACAGUGGAGCAAGUUCUGGAGGUAAAGAAGUGGAUGCUGAGAAGCAUUUGACUACGGUGUUCAAGUUUAACACUGAUUUAGGGCAACAUAUCCUAAAGAAUCCGUUAGUUGCUCAAGGUAUCGUGGACAAGGCUCAAAUAAAGCCAUCGGAUAUUGUGCUUGAAAUUGGUCCUGGUACCGGUAAUCUAACAGUGAGGAUCUUGGAACAAGCAAGGAAAGUUGUUGCCGUGGAGUUCGAUCCUCGUAUGGCAGCGGAGCUGACGAAACGUGUACAUGGAACGCCAGUGGAGAAGAAACUUGAGAUCUUGUUAGGGGAUUUUAUGAAGACCGAAUUGCCUUAUUUCGAUGUUUGUAUAAGUAAUACCCCAUAUCAGAUUUCAUCUCCCUUGGUGUUCAAGUUAAUAAACCAACCAAAACCACCUCGGGUAUCUAUUCUCAUGUUUCAAAGAGAAUUUGCCAUGAGAUUGUUGGCCAGACCGGGGGAUUCUUUGUACUGUAGGCUUUCGGCAAACGUCCAAAUGUGGGCAAAUGUGACACAUAUAAUGAAAGUUGGAAAAAACAACUUCAGGCCGCCACCUAAGGUCGAAUCAAGUGUAGUUAGGAUCGAGAUCAAGAACCCUAGACCUCAAGUUGACUUUAAUGAAUGGGACGGUUUGUUACGGAUAGUGUUUGUAAGGAAAAACAGAACCAUUGCAGCAGGAUUCAAAUCCACUACUGUCCUUGAGAUAUUGGAAAAGAAUUACAAGGCCUUCCUAGCAACGCAGUCUGCAGUACCUACAACCUCUUCUGGAGAUUCUCUAAUCAAUGAAGUCAAGGAAAAGAUUGAGCAAGUACUGAGCGAGACCGGAUUAGCUGAGAAGAGAGCUGGUAAAUGCGACCAAACGGAUUUUUUGAAGUUAUUGUAUGGAUUCCACCAAGUAGGAAUUCACUUUGCUUAA